GGCAUUGCUGUCCGCCCCUUCCCUGCCCCACGAAGGAAUAGGUAGCCCCAAUCCUGGGACACGCUCCUCCACCUUCGAAAUCUUCUCGGUCCUGGUUCCCCAGGACUCAGCCUUCAGAGAGACCAACUGAAGGUCCGCCACUAUCCCAGGAUUCCCGACUCCCUGUUUCCUGUCCUCCCCUCCCAGCUCCUGGCGCCUGCGGUAGCGGCAAGAUGGCGGACCGUGGCUGUUUGGCGGAAGCCGAGGCUGCUGGAGAGUCUCCUGCACUUGUGCUCGGCGUAAACCCGAUUCUGGGCUGGAGGGAGCGACUGAGGGCCGGACUGGCGGGUACUGGGGCCUCGUUGUGGUUCGUGGCGGGACUGGGACUGCUUUACGCUCUGAGGAUCCCUUUGAGGCUGUGUGAGAAUUUGGCAGCGGUGACUGUGUUUUUAAGUUCACUGACACCCAAAUUCUAUGUGGCACUUACAGGGACAUCUUCAUUGAUAUCAGGAUUAAUAUUUAUAUUUGAAUGGUGGUACUUCCAUAAGCAUGGCACAUCUUUUAUUGAGCAAGUAUCUGUAAGCCAUUUGCGACCACUGAUGGGAGGAACAGAGCACAGCAUUUCAGAACCAGGUUCUCCUUCCAGAAACAGAGAAAGUGAAACCAGCAGACAGAAUUUGUCAGAAUGUAAGGUGUGGAGAAACCCUCUAAAUCUUUUCAGAGGAGCAGAAUACAGGAGAUAUACUUGGGUGACUGGUAAAGAGCCACUUACAUACUAUGACAUGAACUUAUCAGCUCAGGACCAUCAGACCUUUUUCACCUGUGACACAGAUUUUUUACGUCCUUCAGACACAGUUAUGCAGAAGGCAUGGAGGGAAAGAAAUCCUCCAGCUCGAAUCAAAGCAGCCUAUCAAGCUUUAGAAUUAAACAAUGACUGUGCCACUGCAUACGUUCUACUGGCUGAGGAAGAAGCAACAACUAUUGUAGAUGCUGAAAGGUUAUUUAAACAGGCGCUCAAGGCAGGAGAAACAAUUUAUAGGCGGUCGCAGCAAUGCCAGCACCAAAGUCCUCAGCAUGAAGCUCAACUGAGGAGAGAUACCAAUGUACUGGUGUAUAUUAAAAGGAGAUUGGCAAUGUGUGCAAGAAAAUUAGGAAGAAUAAGAGAAGCAGUAAAAAUAAUGCGAGAUUUGAUGAAAGAAUUUCCUCCUCUUACCAUGUUGAACAUCCAUGAAAAUCUCUUAGAAUCACUUUUAGAAUUACAGGCCUAUGCAGAUGUUCAGGCAGUCCUAGCAAAAUAUGAUGAUAUAAGCCUUCUAAAGUCAGCAGCAAUCUGUUACACAGCAGCACUGUUGAAGACAAGGACAGUUUCAGAUAAAUUCUCUCCAGAAACAGCCUCCAAAAGAGGGUUAAGCACAGCAGAAAUUAAUGCCGUGGAAGCAAUUCAUAGAGCUGUGGAAUUUAAUCCUCAUGUUCCAAAAUAUUUAUUAGAGAUGAAAAGUUUAAUUUUACCUCCAGAACACAUUCUGAAACGGGGUGAUAGUGAAGCAAUUGCUUAUGCUUUCUCUCAUCUUCAGCACUGGAAGCGAAUAGAAGGUGCUCUUAAUCUGUUACAGUGUACAUGGGAAGGCACUUUUAGAAUGAUUCCAUACCCAUUAGAGAAAGGACAUCUAUUUCACCCUUAUCCUAGCUGCACAGAGACGGCUGAUAGAGAGCUAUUACCUCCUUUUCAUCAUGUUUCUGUUUACCCAAAGAGGGAGCUUCCUUUGUUCAUCCAUUUCACAGCAGGAUUUUGCUCUUCUACAGCAAUGAUAGCCAUUCUCACACAUCAGUUUCCUGAAAUCAUGGGUAUUUUUGUUAAAGCUGUGCCCUGAUGUUUACUGACAUAAAUCAAGAUACUGUGUGCCUCUAUAGGGGAUGCUGAACCAUUUGACAGUCGAGAUGCACACAGUCACCUCAUAUUAUUUAAGCCCUGAUCUCAGCAUUCUAAUUUCUCUGUAUUCCCCAGUGUAUAUAAUGUGUACUUGCUUGAAAUUCCUUAUAUAUUGCUUGUACAUUCCUGCUUCUAGGUUUCAGCACAUACCAGUUCCUUCUAUUUAGAAUGCUUUGUUCCUACUGCCCUCAAUCAGUUCAUAAAACAGAUAAAGCUGUCUUUUAAAAAUCCAACUCAAAAGUCACCUCCCAUGGAAUGCCAUCUCUGAUUAAUCUCAUUAACCUAAUGCCUUUAUUCUCAGGCUUCUGUUUCCUAGUCCAUUAAACUGUUUCAUUUCAUUGUAAUUGUUGCUUCUGUAUAUUGUCACUCAAUAAUUAUUCUAGGAAUGAUCAUCUUCCUCCAUCCUCUUUUGUCUACUUAUUACACACAAAUAUUUUGAAGGCCUAUCGUGACCUUUUCAGUUUCCCCAGAGUUCCAGUUCACCUUCCUUACUGUUUCCUUUUACUUCAUAGUUAAAUUCCUAGAGAAGCAGGGCAUGUAUUCAGGGGUUGGCCUCCACCUCAGCAUGUGUGUGGCAGCCUGCUGAAUAGAUCCCUACAAUUGGGAAGGAGUUAACCCUCUAGACAGUCUCUGCAUUCUACUUAGACACCUUCAAGAAGUAGAUGUGAGACCAGGAAGAGAACUAGAGAUGGGAGUAGGUAAAUUUCCACUGAAAGCCAGGUUAGCUUUUUCCUUCCUUUAUACACAAGACCUAUAAAGCUGCUGUCAUCAGCAGCUCACUCAACACUCUCUUGCUCUGCCUCUUUUCCAGGAGUCAGGGUUAGUUUAAGAAAAAGCCUCUUGCUAGAAGCCAUGACCUUGUACUUUUAUCCCCUCCAUCUGGUGUGUGGCCUCAUGGGGCUGUGCUGCUAUGCAGGAGGUGAGCAAUGGAAUUCUUUAGAUGAUGACUUCUGAGCCCACAUGCAGAGGCAGUUGGGGGUGGGAAGCAGGGAAACAGUGAGAGCCAAGAUCGAUGGACCAAAAAGUAAAGUCUGCUUUGGGGAAGUCCUGACUCUAGGUAGACUGUUUUCAUGAGGUGUUCUUCCCCUCGCUCAAGCAGGGACCCAGGUCAGGGAGCUGUAGCAUCCCAGGUCUAUGAUUGAUGAACAUUGUGCAAUUUUCUCUUCUGCUUUAACAGUUGGGGUGCAGGAGUGAGAUAGGUAGCCUGUGCUGUCUCUAACAGAAAACAUUCCAGGAUUGAACAGAAAAGAGUUCCCCUUGCACACAUCAUCUUUUUGGAGCUGCUUUCACUCACUGUCUUGCAUCUAAACAGAGGUCCAAGUUUUGAAUGGGAGAACAAAGAGGGGUUGAGAGCAGCAAGUGUUUGAUCAAGUGAAAAAUCUGCUAUCUGCCUCAUCUCACAGGGGUUUUUCUGGAGGGUUGAGACCCCUUGCCUUGGUGUACACAAAUUGCUUGCAUCAGCUAGAGUUCCCAGUACCUUUACCAGGCCACAGGUAGGCAUCUAUCUGGCUUGGGAUGGGAGUUUCUUAGGACACUUAUUCCCUGAUCUUGCUUUCCUAACCCAGGAGUUGACAGCAUUUUUAGAAGGAGUGAAAUCUCAAAGGAAAUUCUAAUACAUUCUUUAAAAGCCCAAAGCUUUAAUAAUUUUCUGUCAUUACUGCUUCUACUGUGUCUAUACAUUUAGCAUAAUUUCAAAAGGACUAGAUAAAACAAAAUUUUUAAUGUUAAUCUGAAGGGGGAAGAAAAGGGAUAGAAUUAGGAGCCAGAGUUGUUUAAAUGUGGAAUACUUUGUAUAGUGGUCACAUGGUACUGGUGGUAAUAGUGGCAGAAAUGGCAAAAGGGCCAUCAUUUGAUGAGGUUCAGGAGGGCCUAGGCUGUUCCUUUGUAAACUGUGCUCAGAUAUACUCUCCUGGCAGUCCUGGGACUCCUAUAGGGCUUGAACAUUUUAUAUCAAUUUCCGUUUUGAAGGUGUUGGGACUCUGGCGCCCCCAACCCUGGGCAUCCUCAGGCUUUCAGGAGAAUACACAAGAUUUGAAGUCAGAAGACCUAGGUUUGAGCUCUGACUGAGCCAGGCACAGUUCAUGUGACCUUGGACAAUCACCAAACAUUUCUGAACAGCAUCUGUAAAAUGACAGUAACCCCUACCUCACAGGGUUGUUGUGAGGAUUACAUAUAUGCUAAAGCAUUUUGUGUAUGAAAAAGCUUCUUACAAAUAUUACUGUUACUCCUUGGAAGCUGUCAAAAAAGACAACUUUAGAUGGAAUUGUCUUCCUUUUUUCUUUAUUCAGCUUAGCCUUUCUGUUUGGCCAGGGCUGCUUACAGGGGCUGGUGGGGUUGAAAUAAAGUCACCACAUUUUGGUUCCUUUGGUCAAAGAGAAAGAACUCCAAUGUCUAGCUGCUCCAUCCGUAGACUCAUAGAAUGGAAGUGAGCAAAGGAAAAUUUUAAGCCAGGAUAGUUAAGGAGCCAAUGAAAGAAGGCUUGCCUUGCAUUCGCAAAUCCAGAGUGACUAAAACAUCUUAAGUAAAUAAGGAAUAGCCACAAAGAUGCUCAGAGAUAAUUUAAGCCAUUAAUUGGAUGUGGGAAAAUGAGUUUAUAAACUCUCUUUUCUAUCCCUUUACCUUUGAGGUCAGGGACAGGCAUAUUACUGACACCCCAUUGGCCAUUGCCCUAUACCUGCCAAUCAC
Messenger RNA from Cebus imitator (Panamanian white-faced capuchin), 4594 nucleotides. RefSeq names its product suppression of tumorigenicity 7 like (gene ST7L). NCBI's taxonomy places the organism in Eukaryota, Metazoa, Chordata, Mammalia, Primates, Cebidae. Bases 213 to 1850 code for a protein of 545 amino acids. The record is from RefSeq and is a predicted model, not a curated record. The transcript has 15 exons.